UCUCUCUCUCUCUCUCCCUCCCCGCCCCCUAUCUCCACACCACCCUGCCACCUCCCUGCCUCGCGAUGGCCGACACAGAUCCCGCCCUCCUUGCGCGCCAGCUGGCCCUUGUGGCCGCCCGAUCGCCGCACGAGCCCGGCUGCCUGGAGUUCGUCCUGUUCCACCUCGUCCGCCCGGAGACCGGCGUCCAGUGUGUGGACAUCCUCGGCGCCUGGUUUGACGCGCACCCCGGCGACGCCGCCCUGCGCCAGCAUCUGUUCAUCGACCUCUGCGGCUGCAUCGCCACCUUCAGCACCCUUUUGCAGCCGCGCACCGCCGGCCAGCCCUCGGCCGCCUUCCUCCUGCCGCCCAGCGUGUGGGAUGUUCUCCUGCGCAUGGGGAUGGAUUUGCCCGAGGCGAGCGCCGGCAGCCGGCCAGUGCUGGACGCCUUUGCCGCGGCCCUCCGGGAGACCCCGAGCUCGUACGGGGCGCUGGCGCGCGCCCUCGCCAGCACCGCGCCCCCCCAGGACAGCCCACUUCCCCGCCUUGCCAGGGCCUUCGUCCAGACGCUAGUCGGCAACAUGGCCCCCCGGGCUGCGGAUGCCCUGCGGGUUCUGUCCCUGGAAGCCCUGUCGGACUUGGGCGCGCGACUCCCAGCCCCGGUGGUCAUCGACGAGAUCCUCCUGCCGAUGCUCCACACCGCCGGGCUGAAGUGGGCCCGGUCCGAGGCCCCGGGCCCGGGCCCGGGCCCGGGCCCGGAUGCGCCCUUCCACCUGUCGGCGCAUGGCUUGGCCGUGGACAUGGCCCCCUACAUGCGCCUGGUCAGCGAGUGCAUGGCGCGCCUGGACCAGUGCCAGGGCAUCUGCCAAGACGACUUGCUGGCGGCGCUGCUGCUGGCCGGGCGCACGGCCGCCGGCCCGGCGGCGCCGCUUCUGGCACACGUUGCGGGUCUGCUGAUCCCACCGGCCCUGGCCCAUGCCGGGGGGGAUGCUGCGCCCCUCCGCCGGCCGGCCCUGGUGUGCGCCCUGCUGCUGGCACUGGACCAAGCGGCCGCCGUGGCCAUGCUGCUGGCCCGGGCUGGCCCGAGCUUGGAGCGGCUGCUGGGCGGCUCGCCGGCCGGGCAAGCCACCCCCAGCGCCCUGGCCAACCAGGCCCUGGUGGCCAUGUCGCUGCAGGCACUCGGAUACCGGUGGCCUGGCGCCCUGCCGGAUGGCCUGGCCACCGCAGCCAGCCUGGCCCUGGACCGGCUGCAGGCCGCCGGGCCGGACGCUUUGUCGGCUGCCGCCGAGGCGGUCGAGGCACUCGGCGCCGCCGACGCCGAGUGCCCGGAGCACCGGGCAUUGGCCCUGCUCCGGCGCUUCGCCGGGCUGGGACUCCGCGCACUGGGGGCCCUGCCGGUGGGGGAUGCCGCGGCCGAGGUGGAAGCCCUGGGCCGCAUGGAUGCCGUGCCCGGCUGGUGGGCCGCCCCGGUGCUGGUGCACACCGCUCGACGGUGGCUGGCCACCGGGGCCGGGCUGCCGGGGCCGGACUUCCAAGCCGGCCUGCAGGCCCUGCUCGAGGCCCUGGCGGAACUCCUGCCCGAGGGCGACAUGGCCCUUGCCUGGGCGGUGGCCGAGCUGCGUGGGAUCUUUGCCGCCGGCCGGCCUGGCACCCGGGCGACCGUGCUGCAGGCGCUCUUCCACCUGGGAGGCCGGUCUGCCCGGGCCGGGGCCCUGGUCGAUGCGCCGCUCAUUGAUCUGGCGCACGGGGUGGCCUGUGCCGCCGGUGGCGCCGGCCGGCCCGGGGACUUUGCCCUGGGCGAGCGCCUGCAAGCGGCGCUGCUCCUCCGGAAGAUGGCCCUGUGCGGGCGUCUUGGCCCGUCGCCGAAGUUCCUGUUUGCCCGGGCGGUGGCUCCGCUGCUCGGCCCGGCGGCCGGGGCGCCUCCCCUGCCGGCGGCCCUGCGCGCGGUCUACUGGUCCUGCCUGGCUGCCCUGUAUGGGUAUCACUCGGCCGGCCCCGGGCCCGAGGAGGACCCGGGCCCCGGGAUCCGGGCGGCCCUGGCGGCUUUCGGCGGCCCGACGGCCGGCCACCCGGAGCUGGACCCGGCGAUGCUGCUUGGCUGGCUGGCUGAGAAUGCCCUGCCGCGCGAUCUUUCCGGCUGGGAGGAUCCCACCCUGCCGAGUGUGGUGGCUCUUUGGACCGGGCUCCUCCGGCCGGGGCUGCUGGGGUCCGGCCGGUCGCUGGCCGCCGCCCUGCGAGCCCUGCCCCCGGUCGAGGCGAUGGCCGUGCUGCCGUGGCUGGCGCUGGUGGCCCGGGCCACCGAGUGUGUCCUGGCCAAGAUCACCACCUGGGCCUCGGAUGGCCACCUGCUCACGCGGGCCGAGCUGGUUCGCCUGCAGGGGGAGGCUCUGGCCGCGGUCACGGAGCUGGUCAAUGCCGCGGCGGCGGCCGACGACCGGAGCCCCGCCACGCCGCUCCUCAUCCUGGCCGGACUCCGGUGCCUGCUGGAUGCCGGGGUGGUGGUGUACGGGUCGCGCCUGGCCUCGGCCGGGGCCCCGCCCAAUGGGGCACAGUCGCUCCUGGCGGCGAUGAUGUGCCCGGCCGAUGAUCCGGCCGCGGCCGCCAGUCCGGGGCAUUCGGUCCUCUUCUUUGACCGGAGCGAGCUGUCGCGCCUGCACCUCCGGGCAACUGCCCUGCCGGAGCCGGUGGAUUGCCUGCGCGUGGCCCUGGGGCCGCGGCAGCUGGAGAACCUGUUCACGGUGCUGGCCCGUGUGCCGGGGGCCGUCGACCCGGGCACCGCCCCGCUGGCUGGGCUUUUUGCCUUCCAGGCAGUCCUGGCCGCCGUCCAGGGGGCCGUCCAUGAUCUGACCGGUGAGCUUCGCGGCAGUGCGGCCUUCGACCUUCGACUCGACACCUGGCCCCAGGGCAAUGGAGCCCAGCGCAUCCGCGGCACCCAUCCAGUGGAGGCGCUGCUGAACCGGGCCCUGUCGGGCGAGGCACCGGCCGACUGCCCGGCCGGCCUCUUCCGUACCAUCCUCGCCCGGGCCCUGCUGGCUCGGCCCAUCAAGGCCCCAGUUGCCUGGCGGGAGGUGGAUUUCUCGCCGCUUCUGGCUUGA
This is a messenger RNA of Fonticula alba, 3074 nucleotides long. RefSeq lists its product as hypothetical. The coding region runs from base 66 to 3074 and encodes 1002 amino acids. The record is from RefSeq and is a predicted model, not a curated record. Lineage: Eukaryota; Rotosphaerida; Fonticulaceae. The transcript has 4 exons.